UUGACCUCACAGACUCUGCUUUCUUCUCCAUUAUCCCUUCGUAUCUUUUUGUCCUUCGUCGGUCAUGGCUUUCUCAGCGACAGCUUCGCGUCUCAUCCCCAUCCUCCUCGGUUUUCUCGCCCUAUCCAUCUCCGCCACGGCUAGACCUUGCAGAACCACCUUUGUCUCCUCCUACUCUGUCUCAUUUAGGCUCCAUUCCUCCGCCGCAACCCUCACCACCUUCAAAGAGAUCAGAUCCUUCGUCCCCCUGGACGUCGUCGGAAAUAACGACAAUAACUAUGAUAAUCCCUCUCUUGCGGCUGAGAUCUUCUUCGAUGGCGCCCUCUCGGGCCGCCGCUUCGAGGAGGACGAAAAUGAGACUGAAAUUGAGCCAUGGCGGUCACAUAUGAGAGCCCCCUUCGGAUUUUCGUCCCAUAAUUCCAGCUCGUUCCGUGAUCGCACUAAGGACAUUGUGAGCGUUGUUCUGGCGCUACUCUUCGGCGUCGCAGGUGGGGCUCUCACUGCGAUAGGUUUGUACUUAAUAUGGUCUGUGUUAUCUGACCGCUAUUAUUAUCGCGAUUCUUACGAUAAUUAUGUCGAUGAUGACGAAGAAAUCGAUAGCCCUAAGAAAACGGGGUACGUGAAGAUUCCGGCCUUUGAAUCUGCGCCUGCACCAGCCAAGGAAUCGGUAUGAAUUGAGGAUAAUAGACAUUUGCAUCUGGUGAUUGUAGUUUUUGAACCUAAUUGUGAGAGUAUGAUCUCAAUAAUAUUAGUUAACUAGAAGAUGGGCAAACUUUUCGCCUGAAUUGGUGUUUUUAAUUGCAUGUUUAUUCGUUUUUGCUCAUGAGACAUGAUCACUACUCUGGAAUCUCGUCAGUUGUAUUUUCGGCUACCAGUUCCUUGCUAACCUGAGCGUUGAUGAUAUUAUCUGCUCACUAUGAUAUUCUG
Neltuma alba is the source of this 927-nucleotide messenger RNA. RefSeq lists its product as uncharacterized. The record is from RefSeq and is a predicted model, not a curated record. The transcript has a single exon. Lineage: Eukaryota; Viridiplantae; Streptophyta; Magnoliopsida; Fabales; Fabaceae. Bases 65 to 673 code for a protein of 202 amino acids.